Messenger RNA from Striga hermonthica, 456 nucleotides. NCBI's taxonomy places the organism in Eukaryota, Viridiplantae, Streptophyta, Magnoliopsida, Lamiales, Orobanchaceae. The record is from the annotation of a GenBank genome assembly.
AUGUCAAAGAAAGUGGUGGUCAAAGUUCACAUUCAGGAUAACAAAGACAAACAGAAGGCUAUGAAGGCAGUUUCUAGCCUCUCAGGUGUGGAGUCCUUAGCCAUUGACAUGAAGGAGAAGAAGCUAACUGUAGUGGGGGAUGUGGACCCGGUCGAGAUCGUGAGCAAACUGAGAAAAUUCUGGCACACGGACAUACUCACGGUGGGGCCAGCCAAGGAGCCCGAGAAGAAAAAGGACGACGCCAAGAAGGACGACAACAAAAAGGAGGACAACAAGAAGAAAUUAGAAGAGUACGGCAAGAAGAAGGUUGAGAGUGAACAAAUGGCGGCGGAGCUGAUGAAGAUGUACAAGAAUCACUACAACCAUUACAGUUACAAUAACCCUUAUAAUAAUUAUACACAAUACUACCGAGUAUACAGUGCCGAGGAAAAUCCUAAUUCUUGUGUUAUUUGCUGA